Molecule: messenger RNA, 1644 nt
Organism: Purpureocillium lilacinum
Lineage: Eukaryota; Fungi; Ascomycota; Sordariomycetes; Hypocreales; Ophiocordycipitaceae
Product: ATP-dependent RNA helicase dbp2
Biological process (GO): rRNA processing
Cellular component (GO): cytoplasm; nucleus; ribonucleoprotein complex
Molecular function (GO): RNA binding; RNA helicase activity; ATP binding
Source: RefSeq, a predicted model, not a curated record
AUGUCCAGCUACGGUGGUCGAGGCGGUGGUGGCUACGGUGGCGGAGGCUACGGCCGUGAUCGAAGCGAUCGCGGCGGAGACCGCAACGGAUACGGCGGCGGCGGCUACGGCGCAGGCGGUGGAUAUAGCAACGGAAAUGGCUACAGCAACGGUGGUGGCUACGGUGGUGGCGGCUACGGAGGCGGCUACGGCGGCGGCGGCGGUGGUGACCGGAUGAGCGCUCUCGGCGCUGGACUGCAGAAGCAGACUUGGGACCUCUCUACCAUGCCCAAGUUCGAGAAGUCCUUCUACAAGGAGAGCCCUGAGGUGACCGCUCGCUCGUCGGCGGAGGUUGAUGCCUUCCGCCGCAAGCAUCAGAUGACCAUCGCCGGCCGAGAGGUGCCCAAGCCUGUUGAGACGUUCGACGAAGCCGGCUUCCCCCGAUAUGUCAUGGACGAAGUCAAGGCUCAGGGUUUCCCCGCGCCCACUGCUAUUCAGUCCCAGGGCUGGCCCAUGGCCCUGUCUGGUCGCGACGUCGUCGGUAUUGCGGAGACCGGUUCCGGAAAGACCCUGACGUACUGUCUCCCGGCCAUUGUCCACAUCAACGCCCAGCCCCUUCUCGCGCCUGGCGACGGCCCCAUUGUCCUGGUCCUCGCCCCCACCCGUGAGCUUGCUGUUCAGAUUCAGCAGGAGAUCACCAAGUUCGGUCGGUCCUCUCGUAUCCGCAACACUUGCGUGUACGGUGGCGUCCCCAAGGGACCCCAGAUCCGCGACCUCUCCCGUGGCGUCGAAGUUUGCAUCGCCACUCCUGGACGCCUGAUCGACAUGCUCGAGGCCGGCAAGACCAACCUGCGCCGUGUGACCUAUCUUGUCCUCGACGAGGCUGAUCGCAUGCUGGACAUGGGUUUCGAGCCCCAGAUCCGCAAGAUCAUUGAGCAGAUCCGACCUGACCGACAGACUCUCAUGUGGUCUGCCACUUGGCCCAAGGAGGUCCGUGCCAUGGCCUCUGACUUCCUCAACGACUUCAUUCAGGUCAACAUCGGCUCCAUGGACCUGUCAGCAAACCACCGCAUUACUCAGAUUGUCGAGGUUGUCAGCGACAUGGAGAAGCGAGACCGCAUGAUCAAGCACAUGGAGAAGGUCAUGGACAACAAGGACAACAAGAUCCUUAUCUUCGUCGGCACGAAGCGCGUUGCCGAUGAGAUCACCCGCUUCCUGCGCCAGGACGGUUGGCCUGCGCUUUCUAUCCACGGCGACAAGCAGCAGAACGAGCGUGACUGGGUCUUGGACCAGUUCAAGACUGGAAAGAGCCCUAUCAUGGUUGCCACCGACGUCGCGUCGCGUGGUAUCGAUGUUCGCAACAUCACUCAUGUGUUGAACUACGACUACCCCAACAACUCGGAGGAUUAUAUCCACCGAAUUGGCCGCACGGGUCGUGCUGGCGCGAAGGGCACUGCCAUUACCUUCUUCACCACUGACAACCAGAAGCAGGCGCGUGAUCUUGUCAAUGUCCUCCAGGAGGCCAAGCAGCAGAUUGAUCCUCGCCUUGCCGAGAUGGCUCGCUUCGGUGGUGGCGGCGGUGGCCGCGGUUGGGGUUACGGACGUGGACGUGGCGGCGGUAGAGCCAACGCCAACAGCCAGCCCCUUGGCAACCGUCGAUGGUAA